Messenger RNA from Amborella trichopoda, 3914 nucleotides. RefSeq lists its product as uncharacterized. NCBI's taxonomy places the organism in Eukaryota, Viridiplantae, Streptophyta, Magnoliopsida, Amborellales, Amborellaceae. The record is from RefSeq and is a predicted model, not a curated record.
GGAUAACAAGAGAGAGAAACGCAGGGGAACUUCUAGAGAGAGAGAGAGAGAGAGGAACCCACCUCACCCACUCCGGCCUUAAAAACCAAGCCUUGUGCACCAAACCGAGCUCAUUUGAGCCAUAAGUGGGCUCCAAGGGAAAGCUUUUUCAGAGACGAAGAAGGCCCCUUUUAUUUCCCUGAUUCUUUUCCCCGUAGAAAAAGGGCCAGAUCUCCAUUUUCGCCCUAUUUUCUUGUUUUUCGAGAUAUUUUUUGGAUUUGGUUUGGUUUAAUAGAAUCCGCAUAUGAAUGUCGGAGCCGUUGAUUGCCUGUGUAAUUUUACAUAGUGAAUACCGCCGUCGAAAGGGAGGUAUUCCGAUUAUUUAGCAGGAAAUUUUUAUGUUGUAAAUUCCGGCCCUUUUAGCGGAGGUAUUUCAUGGCCUGAAAUUUAUCUGAUUAAAAGUCCGGCCAUUUUCCGAAGAAUGAUAGCACAUUGAUUUAUACGGGACUGAAAAAACCGUGGCCGGAGAGGAGGGAAGCGUAUUUUUCCGGCGACUUAGGUGGUCCUUUGGCGUAUGCUAAGGUCUUUUUAGUAGUUGCAGAACCGGCCGUUGUCGAAAACAGAAGAGAGAGAAGAGAGAGAGAAAGAGAGAGGGACUCAAUGCUUGAUGGAGAAGAAAGGGGAAGCGAAGAGAAGCAGGUACACUCUAGCGGCCGCAAGACGAUCUAAGGCUUCUCCAGCGGUGAAGCUCGUUUCUGUGUGUAAUGAAGGAGAUGGUGGGAGGAGAGAGAUUGUAUUGAGUAAGAAGAGGAGGUGGGAAUCACAGGAGGAUAGAGUGGUUGUUGAAUACGGAGGAAGAGGACAAAGAGAGGGGGAUAAUAACAAUAGCGAUGGUUAUGAAACGGUGGGUUCAGAAGAAGAAGAUGAUGAUCUUCCUCCUCCUACUUUUGGGUCCUCCACUUCUUCUGCUACAGUAGCUGGUUAUCCAUGGAAGAUUAAGCUGCAGGGCAAGGCAUGGGAAGAGGCAAACACGAUGGAUCGUGCCCCUGUUCCUCGAAAGCUGCGUUCAGCGAUGAAUAAGCGUAAUCGAGAGUCAGUUUCUCCUCCUCUUCCCACUAAGGAACAGAAUGGCACGGCGAGUUUGACUUCUCCUACCUGUAAUGGAGGUCGAAAAUCAAGUCAGAAGCAGAAGCAGGGUGGCUCUGUCAAGUGUUCAAGCUCUAAAAUCCCCAAAUUAUCUAUUACAACCACCAAAGUGUCCAAAGCUGAGGAGGAAGUUGCAGAGACAUUAUAUGAUCUAGCUAGAAUGUUUGCUCAUAGGGAGUCUUCUUCUCCUUCACCUUCUCCUUCAGCAAAACCCAGACCUGAACCAGACCUAGAUUCAAAGUCGAGUCAUUCAGGUGGGUUGUCGGUUAGAGAUAUGAAUAAUGCUGUAAAAGAUAUGAGUAAUGGUGCUGCUUCACCGGACCCUACUAUGCCCCCUUUGCCCCGCCAUUCUCUCUCUACAGAGGAAAAAAAGCUACCUGAUCAAGAUGCGUUGAAAGAGCCAACGGCAAAAUCUUCUUUGUCUUCUACCUCCAAAGCACCAUUCACAAAAGAAGUAUCUCUCACCGAAAGCCAUCAAGAGACUAAUAAUUCCCACAGUGCAGUAAGUGCUUUAGACGAAGGGAAUAAACCAUGUUUGGUUUCAGAUAAUUCAAAAGUUCCUUACAUGGAGAAUGAAUCUGAGCAGCUUCCACAUGAAAGGAUGGAAAAAGAAAGGGGACCGGGUUUGGAUUUCUCCCCUACAAAGGAAGAAAAGGAAGAGUUGGGUAUUAAAGAUGGUCCCAACCAUGAUGAAGGAAAGGUUCAAGAUCAACCCCAAAACUCAGAAAACACUAGAGAUAACCAGAAACCUGCCUCUGCCUCAGCUAGUGAAGCACCCACAGGGUCAGGCAAUAAAGAAAGAAGCAUUGAUAUUUGGAAGCUGGAAGCAGGUGGGGCUACUAUUACAGCAGAGCCAUCAGUGUCCCUGUCUAGUGCCUCAAAACGUUCUGAGCCCCCAUUACAGCCAUUAAUUGUGCCCCCUGCAAAAUUGAACCAAAACCCAUCUGCGGUCACUCUUCCAACAGAGAAGCCUCCCCUUUUUUCACCUCAAACAAGGCAGUCAUGGAAACGCUGUGCAGCUCAUGUGUACAUAUCACGUCUGAUUGAUGGGUACCAGAAAAUGGAGAACCUAUCAUGGGCAGUAACAGUGGGUCCCAUGAGAGUUCACUUGAAUCAAUCCAAGUCUUUCACGCAAUCCAAGCCACCACCAUUGACAAGAAACAACAUAAGUGAGCCCUCUGUACAGGGAAACUUUUUGGGAGAGAAAUCAAGCUCGAUCUCAAAUGGUUCAGCUCAGAAGAAGAAGUCAGCAGCCAUUGAAGAUCUGCAGCCUGCAUCUAUAGGUGUUUUUGGCCAUGGUGAAUUGCCCAUCUUCAAUGGUGGUACCUCUCAGAAACACCAGCAGCUGCAGCUGCAGAAUAUGCACUCGCCAUCUCUGGCAUUCUCAUCGAGUACAUUGGAGCCGGGCAGCAAUGUGUUGGUGAGCGCAAGCAUGUUCGCUGGGGAUCAGAGGGCAGCCACUAACAGUAGCCACACCACAACCACAACCGCAACAGCGCAACAGCAACAGCAGCAGCAGCAACAGCAACCUCAACCUCAAUUUCUCCAUUCUCUUGUUCACCAUCCAACUCUCCCCUUCUUCCAGAACCCCCAUUACUCUUCCCACUAUUCCCCUCAUUUGGCGCCUCACCAGAUGCAGCCGCAGUUCAUGGAAAAGUUCAUGGAAAGCAACACUUUCUAUAGCACUUUGGGUACUCCACCACAACCACAACAACAAGCCAACAACAACAGUAACAGCAGCACCACCAGUAGCUCCACCACCACCACCACCACCACCAAUUCUACAAAGAAGCCACAUCAACACGCACAAAUCCUCUUUGGCUUUGAAGGUAGCCACAAUCAACAGCAACAAAUGUGGCCCCCACCAAACUCCAAGUGGCCCAAUGGCGUGUCUUCAGCUGUCUACCAGGCCUUCCCACCUCUUCAGCUAUCCCACCACUACCACCCAUCAACGGCCCAGCAGCCUCAACAUCUCUUCUCCAUGGAAUCCCAGCCGUCCAAACCCAAACAACUAGUACAACAGCAGCAAAAGCCCUCCUUUUCUUCUUCCUCCUCUUCGACCCUCAUGGACCUCAAUUGUUGCCCUCAAUCCCACUUCUCCGUGAUUAGCACGACAAGCCCUAACCCUAAUAAUCCUAAUCUCAAUAACCCUAGAAAAAAUGAACCUGGAUUCGGGUCCUUUCUCUCUCCUAAUUCUCCUCAUGGCUAUGCUACUACAUAUCAAGCCAUAUCAGAGCUGGGUCGAGCCCAGGGCCAAGCCCAGAUCCCUUUUGCCCAUGGACUCCCGCCCACUCUCAUGGUUCAGAGCGGUGGUAGUCAUCGCCAGCAACCCAAGUAGUUAGUUGCAAACCAUCAUCUCUAUCCUAUUUCUCUCUCAAGAAAUCAACUCUGCAGAGAAGAGGUGCCGAGCCAGGUCCCUCUCUCUUUGGUGAGAGACCUCUUGGUAGGGGAUUAGGCUGGCGAGGGCCGGAGCAGGAGCAGCAUGGCCUAGCAAUGUCGAUGCCAAAUCAUUCUCUAUCUAUCUCUAAGUUUGUUUCUCUCUCUCGAAGGCGGCUGGGGAUUCAAAAAGCUUAUGAUGUUAAGAGAGAAAUGCAAGGAUCCUUGAAGAAGAGUUGUGGAGUUCGAGCCUACUGAAACUUCAAAUUUUGACCAUCACUCUCGUUGUUGAUAUUACAUGUAGAAAGCUCUCACAAACGUACAUUCUUUUCUUACUUUAUUGCUGUUAUGAUUGUUAUUGUGAUUAAUUAUUAUUAUAUAUACAUUGGUAGGAAGUAGUUCCUUUUCAUGGA